AUGGCUUCGCUCCUCCGACUGGCGGUCAUAUUGCUGACCGUAGCCAGCGCGUCCCUCCUUCACACGACCACGGCGGACCUCCUGCUGAGGCCAGAGCGCGUGCCUCGCGCGCAGUUCCGCAUUCGCUGCAACUUCAGCCACGCUCUGCGGGAUGACCCCAUCGUCUUCCCUGGGCAGCCCGGCAAGUCUCACCUGCACGACUUCCUCGGCAGCACCAUCACCAAAGCCGACACCACUGAUGCCAGGGCGUUGGUGGGCAGCAAGACAACGUGCGGGCUGAAGGCGGACUCAGCAGCGUACUGGUUCCCGUCCAUGUUCAUGCGCACCAACCAGAAGGACGCCAAGGGCCAGUACAUCUACAAGCACUUAAAGCCCAACUGGACGCUCUUCUACUACCGCACGUCUGUCAAGAACCCGGAAACCAUCAUGCCCUUCCCGCGGGGCUUCCGGAUGCUCACAGGCAACCCAUUCGCAGGAUCUAAACAAGCUGACGACAUGGCGAACGUGGAAUGGUGGUGCGGCGCGCGCGGCAAGCACGGUAACGACUUUCCGCACCAGAAGUGUCCUGCGGGCGACCAGCUGAUUGGCAAGAUCAACUUCCCCGUGUGCUGGGACGGCAAGAACAUCGACAGCGCGGAUCACCGCAGCCACGUGGUGCACAUCCCGCUAAACACCACGUGCCCGUCGUCGCACCCCGUGCCGCUGCCGCGCAUCAGCAUCAAGGUGUACUACCCCGUCGACACGGACCUCGACCUCACGUGGCCCAAGAACGGCGUCAAGGGCAACCCCGCUGUCUACCUCUCCACCAUUCAGAGCGGCGGCACGGGCAGCCCUUUUGAGUACCACAGCGACUUUAUCAACGGGUGGGACCAAAAGCCUUCCAACUGCGCAAGCGCUGCUGUUGCAAUGGUGACUGCCACAAUCACCCCCCUCUUCGCGCAUGCGCCCGCGGCCCUGGUCAGAGUGUCCACCGCCUCGCCGCGAACUGGACUCAGAGCCUUGCCGUUCCUCCCGCGCCCGCGAGAUGUCACAAGGCGCAUCGUGCAAUCACGUGGGGCAGCCCGAUGUGCUGUUGCUGACGUGGCAAGAAGAGAGGAUGGGCAGAGCAACGAUCAACUGGGCGGGGAUCUGCCUCAGGCCGCCGAUCAGUCAGCGCAGCUGGCGGCGGAUCUGGCGGGCAACGGGUGGCGCAGCACGCGGCGCACGAAGCUGGUGUGCACCAUCGGGCCGGCGUGCUGCGGCUUCGAGCAGAUCGCGGCGCUGGCGGAGGGCGGCAUGAACGUGGCGCGCAUCAACAUGUGCCACGGCACGCACGCGUGGCACCGGCAGGUGAUGGCGGACAUCCGGCGGCUGAACGCGGAGCGCGGGUACAGCGUGGCGGUGAUGAUGGACACGGAGGGCAGCGAGAUCCACAUGAGCGACCUCCAGGGCGCGCCCUCCGCUAAAGUCGCGGAGGGCGACGUGUGGACGUUCACGGUGCGCAAGUUCCCUGACGGCAUGGCGCUGCCGCCCAACACCGUGCACGUCAACUAUGACGGCUUCAUUGACGACGUGAGGGAGGGCGACGAGGUGGUGGUGGACGGGGGCAUGGCGCGGCUGCAGGUGGCGGCGCGCAUGGGGCCCGACGUGGUGUGCAGCGUGCUGGACCCGGGGCUGCUGCUGCCACGCGCCAACCUCACCAUCUUCCGCAAUGGCCACCUCGUGCGCGCCACCAACGCCAUGCUGCCCACCAUCUCCUCCAAGGACUGGAUAGACAUAGACUUUGGAAUAGCGGAGGGGGUGGACUUCAUAGCCAUCUCCUUCGUGCGCUCACCUGAGGUCGUCACGCACCUCCGCAGCUACGUAAACGCGCGCUCUCCCUCCCGCCCCAUAGCGUUGAUAGCCAAGAUAGAGAGUGUGGAGGCGGUGGGGCGGCUGGAGGAGAUCAUAGCGGCGUCGGACGGGGCGAUGGUGGCGCGGGGCGACCUGGGCGCGCAGGUGCCGCUGGAGGACGUGCCGGGCGUGCAGCAGGACAUGGUGGACCUCUGCCGCGCCCUCAACAAGCCCGUCAUUGUGGCGUCGCAUCUCCUCGAGUCCAUGAUCGAGUUCCCCAUCCCCACCCGCGCUGAGGUGGCGGACACGGCGGAGGCGGUGCAUCAGCAGGCGGACGCGCUGAUGCUGUCGGGGGAGUCGGCCAUGGGGCAGUUCCCUCUUAAAGCCCUCGACGUGCUGCGCACCGUUGCAGAGCGCUUUGAGGCCAUCGAGGAGGGGCAGGGCGGAUACGAGGGGGGCCCCGGUGCGGCGGCCACGGACGGGCGCACGGCGGUGGAGCGCGUGGCGCUGCUGCCGGAGCUGUCGCACUCGCUGCGGGACCGCAUGUCCGAACAGAUCUGCGCAGCCGCUGCCCAGAUGGCCAUGCGUCUGGGGGCAAAAGCAAUAAUCGCCUUCACCCAGAGGGGCUACAUGGCGUCGUUGCUCUCGCGCUGCCGCCCCAACUGCCCCAUCUUUGCCGUCACGCCCUCCCAGGCGGUGAGGCAGCACAUGAGUGUGUACUGGGGCCUCGUGCCAUUCCGCCUCGACCUCUCAGACGACGCCGAGGGCAACAUGCGGCGCGCCUUCGCCGUGCUCAAGCGUGAGGUGUACGAGCGUGAGGUGUACGAGCAUGAGGUGUACGAGCGUGAGGUGUACGAGCGUGAGGUGUACGAGCGUGAGGUGUACAUGAUCCACGGGAUGACCCUGCCUUCACACUGCAGGUCUGAAUCUGCUGUGCCAAACGGGUUGCAGGGAUUGAGUCCAGCACUCUACGGUCCUUCCACUCCACCUCCCUCUCUGCCUUGCACUUCCCUCCCCUCCUCCCUGCUCUCUGCCACUCUUCGCCUCUCCCUCUCACAGCACCACGCCACUUCCCUCUCACAGCACCAUGCUGCUUCCCUCUCUCAGCCACUCCCCCACCCCUCUUGUACAACCCCUCGCGUCCCCCCCGCCCCAACCCGUUCCCCACCCCCCCAGGCGAGGGGCCUGGUGGCGGAGGGCGAUCUCAUCAUCGCCGUCUCUGAUGUGGCGGGUGGGCAGGAGGCCGUGGGGGCCAGGCAAAGCGUGCAGGUCCGCAAGGUGCUGUGA
Messenger RNA from Closterium sp. NIES-65, 3099 nucleotides. NCBI's taxonomy places the organism in Eukaryota, Viridiplantae, Streptophyta, Zygnematophyceae, Desmidiales, Closteriaceae. The record is from the annotation of a GenBank genome assembly.